AUGGAGCCUCCCCCACUCACACUAUCAGUAUUACGCCUAACCCCCUCGACCCUCACCUCCCCACCCUCCUCUUCCGCCUACCUCGAAGAUGUCCCCGCUACGCCCCUCCCGCUCCCUUCUCUUCCUUCCUCAUUCUCCCUCUCGCCGACUCACAAUUAUCCCGCUCCUUUUGGGACUAUGACGCUCGGCACGUCCCUUGGCGUCAAGCUCCAGCUGAUCGCCAACCCCCCGUCCAGCCCUCGGCCUGGAAGCAGUGCGGGCGAUAUCGCCGAUGCUGAUGAUGGGAUGGGGAUGGCACCGGGCGUGAGAGGGGUGAAGAUGAUGCUGGAGGUACAGGGGCCGGGAGGGCGGUGGAGGCUAGGAGAGGUGGUUCAUGGGGAGGAGGCGGUACCUGAAGGGGAUGAAGCUCUCGCUGUAGAGGGAAAAGAGGAAGAGAAGGAGACUGGCGAAGGGAAGAUAGAAGCGGAAGGGGCAGGAGACUCGGCGGAGACCGCAGUGCCAGAUGAGAACACGAAGAUGCCUAAUCUGUCGCCUGGGGAGUUUGUUGAGAUGGACGUCCAGGCAGAGAUGAAGGAGCUAGGCCUCCAGGUUCUCAUCUGCUCGGUUGCGUGGGAGACGCCUAACGGCCGGCGGACAUUUCAGCGCUUCUUCAAAUUCAACGUCGUCGCCCCUCUAUCAAUCAAGACCAAGAUCCACCCCUCUCAAACCCCCAUGACCCAGCUCGACCCCACUCGGAGAGGCGACGUCUACCUCGAGGUCCUCAUGCAAAACACCUCGGCCGAGUCUAUACUGUUCGACAAGGUCAACCUGGAGCCAGUGUAUGGAAUGACUGCUACAUCCAUCACCCCUUCUUCUGCUGGAACGCUGGAUUCGGAAGUCCAGGACGACGUUCUCGGCUCGCUCCAUCCGGGAGAUACAAGGCAGUACCUCUUCCUCCUCCAUCCUCAACCGCCACCACCCACAAAGGCGCGCCAAUCGGUCUUCCCGCCGGUCUUUGCGCCAGGAACGGUACUGCCGCUGGGGCGGCUGGACAUGGCCUGGCUGGCCGGGGCGCACAGGGAGAGGGGGAGGUUGCAGACGUCAACGCUGAACAGGCGGGUGGCGGCCGCGCCUAUCGCGCCGACAAGGACGGUGACUGCUGCGCCUCCGACACCGGGCCAGGGAGUAGGUACGCCUAGCCGUCUGCGGCAGAACGCGGAGCAGGAGGAUGGAGAAGAAGCGGAUGGGUGGGAGUAUGAUCUUUCGGUACUGGAGCUGGAGAGGAGCGGGGUGGAGAUCGACAAGGAGUUUACGGCGAAGCUCAGAGUGGGCUUGAGGAGUAUGCGGACGUACUCGGCGGACGGGAUAGAAGGAGUGGAUCAGCAGCCACCACCGGCAUUACGCCUUGCUGUGCAGUACCUCACUGCUCCGCCAUACGACCCAAACCUUCCCCUUCGGCCCACAUCUCCGCCCGACACCGUCACAGCCGGUCCCUCCCGCCCCAUGACGCCUAUCUCCUCUCAGCUCCGGCACGCCACUCAGACACAUCUCAACUCUAACGGUCAUCUCCCCGCUAUCAUCGACCCCACUCCCAGCCCCUCAUCCACAUCCUUCCCGCCUGCACCUACCUUACAACGCCCUGCCCCUCCGCCCAAGUCAGAGCAAGAGCGUAAAGAAGGCGAAGUCUUCCCACUCGGACCGUCCCUCGUCCUUCUGCCCGCCAUCCCGUUUCAGCUCGCCCAGGAACAAUACUCGACAACGUACGCCGACUCGUCUGAGCCUCCAGAGCGGUGGGAAGCGGUGCAUGAGCUCGAGAUGAGGUUCUUGGCGGUCCAGGAGGGGAUGGCGAGGUUGGGCGGAGUGAGAGUGUUGGUCAUUGAGGAUGAGGUGGGGAUGGAGGGGAGUGUGGGUGCGGAGUGGGAGACGCUAGGGGAUAUCUGGAUCACGAGCUAG
Dioszegia hungarica is the source of this 1932-nucleotide messenger RNA. RefSeq lists its product as uncharacterized. NCBI's taxonomy places the organism in Eukaryota, Fungi, Basidiomycota, Tremellomycetes, Tremellales, Bulleribasidiaceae. The transcript is spliced from 3 exons. Gene Ontology annotation, cellular component: TRAPPIII protein complex. The record is from RefSeq and is a predicted model, not a curated record. The coding region runs from base 1 to 1932 and encodes 643 amino acids.